AUGGACUGGCUUUCGCCAUUGACGCUGGCAGAAAUCAUUGCAAUCUGCAAAGAGUAUCAGAUCUACGUGUCAGAUGCGGCUCGAAGGAAGCGUGAGAAGAUGGUGUCUUUGAUACAAACCUUUCAUGAGGAUGCUCGAGUUAUCUUUGAGCAACGUCGUGAUUGCAAAAAGAAUGCAGCUUUGCCAAAUAAGAGAAAAUCAGACUUGCCAGUUCAAGGACCAAGGAAGAAAAUGAAGAACUCUGGACCAAGUGCCGGCAUCAACGGUGAUGAUACCAUGGACAAGUCAGAUGAAAUAACACUCCCCUCCAUAGUCAACAAUAAUCACAUCACUACCUCUCCUGAGUUCCUCCAUAUACCAUCCCAGAAUGAGCUUCGAGAUUGCCAAGCAGAGUUCCUACAAGCUAUCUCACCUUCGGCAGUUCGAGAGGCUGUUUGCGCUGUAUGUGCACUACUCUGCUGGGAACACGAGUGCAGUGUGGUCAAUGUCAGGAAUAUUCCAAAUGCGGGCCGUUUACAACCAGCAGAUCAGGACAGACAUCCAGCUCAGGUCCUUAUUGCUGGCAUGCUACUAGAGGAGAAGGGAGUCAUCGAGGUCAAAGGGAAAUGUAGUGCGACAUUGUGUGGAGCCUGUCUUCAAGAUCUUCAUCGCGAUAAAAUACCGCGGUAUUCCCUAUCAAACAAAAUGUGGAUAGGCAAUAUACCUCAUCAGCUCUCUUGCCUCACAAUUCCUGAACAGCUCUUACUUUCGCCCAUUUAUCCCCACUGUUUCAUUUUCAAAAUGUACCCCAAAGGUGGAGCCCAGGAUGAUCCCACAUGCUUACAGUCAGGCUUGCAUGGAAAUGUGACAAGUUACCCUAUGAACACCGACGAAAUUUUCAGUAUGCUCCAAGGACACAUGUUGCCACGGCCGAUGGAGAUACUUCCCUCGAUUAUAUCAGGAACGUAUGUUGGAGUCAGCAAUCUCCCAAAGCAUUGGCUUAAAUCAACAUUUCGCAUUUGGAGAAGGGUAGUGUUGGAGGCGCUUGAAUGGUUGAUUGAGCAUAAUAAAUGCUUCUCUGAGUAUACAGUAGACCAAGCAGUAAUGGCGUCUUUACCCAAAGACGAUGUGCCUCUUGAGAUAUUGGCUAGCAUGCGUCAAGAGACAAGUUCCCAUAUUCUGCUUCGGGAGCAUGACUCCAUGUGCCUGGUGAUUGUGAGUUUACAGCACGAAUCAUAUAUGCUUGAAUCUCACCUUCUUGUUUGGUAUAGUCAGUGA
This is a messenger RNA of Cantharellus anzutake, 1257 nucleotides long. RefSeq lists its product as uncharacterized. Bases 1 to 1257 code for a protein of 418 amino acids. Lineage: Eukaryota; Fungi; Basidiomycota; Agaricomycetes; Cantharellales; Hydnaceae. The transcript has a single exon. The record is from RefSeq and is a predicted model, not a curated record.